UACGCUUAUACUUACAGCUAAGACUCACUUCCACGGCGAACUUUAAGAAUUUCCACAUUUCCUCCUCCCUUCGUCUUUUCUCUGUUCAAAUGUAGAAAUUAACCCCUCAAAAUACUAAUCCAAUCAAUUAACCACUUAAUCAUUUCUCAAUAAUUUAACCUAGAUCAAUACUCUGAUUUUAUUUUAUUUUUGAAUUGGAGGAGUUGAAUUUCGAGACGGUUGUAGCUUAGAUUCGGAGCAGGCGGAAUCCGAUGGCAACGGUGUUCAGUCCCGGACGAAGCCCCGGGAGUUCGAGGAUUCAGCUAGGAACAGCUAGCGGAGUCUCGAGGCUUAGAUCUCCGUCUCUCAAGAAGCCGCCCGAGCCGUUGCGUCGGGCGGUGGCGGAUUGCCUUUCUUCCUCGUCGUCGUCUUCUUCUUCGUUGCCGGCGGCGGGUCCCGGAGGUGUUAGCUCGUAUCACCAUGGUAGUCCGUUGUUUUUAACUGAAGCUUCGAGGAUACUUCGGGACUAUCUGGCAGCACCCUCAACAAUUGACCAGUCUUACAUUGCUAUUUUAGAGCAUACAAUUGCAGAGAGGGAACGCAGCCCAGCUGUAGUGGGAAGGUGUGUGGCACUCCUGAAGCGUUACCUCUUAAGGUAUAAGCCCAGCGAGGAGACACUGUUGCAAAUAGAUCGGUUUUGUGUCAACUUAAUUGCUGAAUGUGACAUUAGUCCAAAUCGAAGGUUGUCACCUUGGUCUCGGUCUUUAAAUCAACAAUCUAGUUCGUCAAAAACACCAACACCAUCUACAAGUGCUUCUCCUUUGUUGCCUGUGUCUAGUUUUGCUUCUGUAGCCCUUGUAAAGUCAUUGAAUUAUGUGAGAUCCUUAGUGUCUCAACAUAUUCCAAAGCGUUCGUUCCAGACAGCAGCUGUUGCUGGGGCAUCCUUGGCAUCUAGGCAGUCACUUCCUUCUUUGACAUCAUUGUUGAGUAGAUCUUUCAAUUCCCAUCUAUGCCCUGUGAAUGUUGGAGAGAUUACAGAAAAGAAAGAUGCUACAACUUUAUCUGUUUCAAACUUGUCAAACAUUGAGGAAGCUGAUGGAAUAGAGAAUCCUGAAUAUAUUGCACAUGAUGUUUUGAAAUGGCGCUGGCUCAGGGAUCAUCAGUCACCAGUGUUUACUGAAAGUGAUCUACCUGCGAAUGUUCUAGACAUGAGAACACAUAAUUUCUUAGAAGUAGGAGCAGCGGCUUUACUUGUUGGAGACAUGGAAGCUAAAAUGAAUGACAAGCCUUGGAAACAUUUCGGCACAGCUGAUAUGCCUUAUCUUGAUCAACUCUUACAGCCCUCACCAGUCACAACAAUUGGCAAUUCCUCUUCUGCUCGCUCCCAUUUGAGAGCAAUUACUGCAUUGAAACGCAGUAAAGGAGAACCUCAUCAAAUUUGGGAUGAUUCUCCAGCAAGCACAUUUCGUCCACGAGCCCGACCACUUUUCCAAUAUCGUCACUACAGUGAACAACAACCGCUACGUUUGAACCCUGGUGAGGUAUGCGAGGUCAUUGCUGCUGUCUGCUCUGAGACAUCUUUUACGAAUGCUAAUGCCAUGACGGUGUCUUCUAGAUUAAAUAGUAACAAUCCAAAGCCAUCAAUGGAUGUGGCUGUGAGCGUCCUCAUUAAACUGGUUAUUGACAUGUAUGUCUUGGAUUCUGGAACUGCUGCUCCUCUCACUCUAUCUAUGCUUCAGGAGAUGCUUAGUUCUCCAAGGACAGCAUGUAGGGUGCGUGCUUUUGAUUUAAUUCUAAACCUUGCAGUCCAUGCUCACUUGUUAGAGCCGCAGAUAAUUGAUGAUAAUUCUGCAAUUGAGGAAGACUAUCCUCAGGAAUUACUUUUAAAUAGUGAAGAUCAGCUUAUCACACAAGGGAUAAGGAAAAUAGAUUCUACCAAGAAGUUGGGAACACCCUCAGCUAUUGAUAAAUUUGAGUCUUGGAUUUUAAACAUUUUAUAUGAGAUACUUCUCCUUCUUGUUCAGACUGAUGAGAUGGAAGAAUCUGUGUGGGCUUCUUCCCUAAGCUGUUUACUAUAUUUUGUUUGUGACAGUGGCAACAUUUGGCGAAAUCGAUUAAAAGGACUUGACAUCAGGGUUGUCAAGACACUUCUGGUGAUUAGCCGGAUAAAUUCCUGGGCUGAACUUGUUCAUUGCAAGCUUGUUUGUAUCCUAACAAACAUGUUAUAUCAGGUACCUGGUGAAUCUACUACGACCAUCAUGAGUGCGGCAAGCUUUCUUGUUGACCAGCUUGACCUGAUUGGUGGAAUUGAUUUUAUCUUCUAUGAGUAUUCAUUGUCAACCUCAAGGGAAGAAAGAAAACAUCUUUAUUUGGUGCUUUUCGACUAUGUUUUGCAUCAAAUAAAUGAAACAUGCAUAUCAACCGGAGUUUCCGAAUAUACUGCUGAUGAGAUUCAGCCAAUUGCUGCACUGCUCUCUUUGGCUGAUGCACCGGAAGCCUUUUGUAUCUCUGUUAAGCUGGGGGUGGAAGGAAUUGGGGAGCUUUUGAGAAGAUCAAUUUCUACUACAUUGUCUAGAUACCCUAACAGCGAGCGAUUAAAUAUGCUUUUGGAAAAUAUCACAGAGGAAUUAGAUAUAAUAAUACGUUCAUUUACACAUUUGGACACAGAGUUUUUGCAUCUGAAACAGAUAACAAAAUCAAACAAGCUGAAGGACAAUAUUGAGGGUUCAUCUAUGCAAAAUGGUGUUGCAAUGAAAGCCAAGCUUGCUUGGUCCAUUGUACAUUCUCUUCUUCAUUCAGAUAGAAUCCUUUACCGCCAAAAUGGAUUUAUCUGGUUAGGAGAUCUGCUUAUUGCUGAAAUAAGCGAGGCAAGGAAUGGGAGUAUAUGGUCCAAUGUCAGGAGCUUGCAGAAUAAAAUUGCUUAUGCUGGUGUUCAUGAUUCCUCUGGUCCUUCUGAUAUACCUUUGUCCAUCUGGUUGAUGUGUGGUCUGCUAAAGUCAAAGAACAGUUCCAUUAGGUGGGGCUUCUUAGUUGUUCUGGAGAGGCUUCUCAUGCAGUGCAAGUUUUUGUUAGAUGAGAGUGAAAUGCAACAGCCAAGUAACAGUGAUGUUAGCAAUGAUAAUAGAGAUGCCCGACUUGAGAACGCAAAUACAGUGAUAGACAUCAUGAGCAGUGCUUUGUCCUUGGUAGCUCAAAUAAACGAAACAGACCGCAUAAAUAUUUUAAAGAUGUGUGAUAUUCUAUUCUCUCAAUUGUGCUUGAAAGUUCCCCAUUCACCUGCAAUGCAAUUUGGUGAAGGAAUACAACGGCCUAAAGUUUUCACUUGCUCGGAAGAAAUUAAAAAAGCUAAUAAUGUUGAGUUUGUAACUCAAGCAAGCUGUCACUGGGAGGAAAUAAUAGAGGAAACUGAUAGCAAAUCAGGCUACGGUGUUAGUAGUCCAAUUUGUGAGACAACUUCUAUGGCUGCACUGCUACUCCAAGGACAAGCCAUUGCACCAAUGCAACUAGUUGCACGUGUUCCAGCUGCUCUGUUUUAUUGGCCUCUGAUCCAACUUGCAGGUGCAGCAACUGACAACAUUGCACUAGGUGUUGCUGUUGGAAGCAAAGGAAGAGGGAACCUUCCUGGUGCUACUUCCGACAUUCGGGCUACCCUUCUUUUGCUUCUAGUUGGUAAAUGUACUGCUGAUCCUACGGCUUUUCAGGAAGUUGGCGGAGAAGAAUUUUUCAGGGAACUGUUGGAUGAUACUGAUUCGAGGGUGGCAUAUUACUCUUCGUCUUUUCUAUUGAAGAGAAUGAUGACCGAGAAACCAGAAAAGUAUCAACACAUGCUACAAAAGCUUGUCUAUAAAGCUCAGCAGAGUAACAAUGAAAAACUGCUUCAGAAUCCAUAUCUUCAGAUGCGUGGGAUAUUCCAGCUAUCAAAUGAGCUUUGAACUUAGUUGUAUUUGAUGAUUGUUCUCUGCAGAGGUUAAAUAUACAUACGGCUGGAGGCACUGCAGUGUUCAUUAACAUGACUUUCCUUAUGAAAUUUUAACCCUAGCAACAUUUGGCCCGACUCUCCAAGUCCGUUCUUGAUGUAUGCUUUUGAUUUAGUGAGCCUGCACAAGAUAGUUUGGAGUCCUAAAGUAGUUCUAAGUUUCAUAGUUAACGAAUUUAGGUGAAGAGUGCGAGAUUCCAAGCCUGACUCCCUUUCUAGAAAAGAAAAGAUUAGAAAUUGUGAGCUUCGAGACUGGAUGACGGUGUGAAUUCUUUGCAUGCUGUUAUAUAUGCUCCCAGAUCUUCUGUACAAAUAGAGAUGAAGGAAUGCCAGGA
Molecule: messenger RNA, 4290 nt
Organism: Hibiscus syriacus
Lineage: Eukaryota; Viridiplantae; Streptophyta; Magnoliopsida; Malvales; Malvaceae
Exons: 18
Coding region: 252-3911 (1219 amino acids)
Source: RefSeq, a predicted model, not a curated record